Molecule: messenger RNA, 1615 nt
Organism: Culicoides brevitarsis
Lineage: Eukaryota; Metazoa; Arthropoda; Insecta; Diptera; Ceratopogonidae
Product: cysteine-rich venom protein-like
Exons: 6
Coding region: 723-1544 (273 amino acids)
Source: RefSeq, a predicted model, not a curated record
UAGUCUUUGUUGAGUGAAAGAUUUCUUUUUUUUAUAUAUAAAAUUUAUGAAUCAUUAAAUAGAUAGGAGAUGUGAUAGUGAAAAAAAAUGAAAUGCGAAAAUAUUUGAAGAAUUUCCAUACGCACGAGAAGAGAUUUUUGGCAUGCCCGUCAACGAAAUAUAACAAAUGACAACAUAAAUUAACGAAAAAUUUUGCGUACGUUGAAGAUAAAUCAGUUUCCUCCACAAAUUUUGCAUAUUAAAUAAUAUCGUAGACAAAAUUCUUCGCAAAAAAACGAAAAUUCAAAUAAUUACUCAUAAAAAAAAGUGUAAAAAGUGAUAUAACGACGAUACAAAGAAAUGAGCGGAAAAAGUUGUCCUUCGAAUCGUUUUAGUGUCAAUUAAACGACGACCAUUAAACUGUGCCAUAAUUUAUCAUUUUUUUUAAAAAGCAAAGAAGAUAAGAAAAUCUCGUUGAAAAAAUUUUCUUUUUCGAAAGUGGACAAAAAAAAAUAAAAAUAGACACCGCACGCAAAAACAACAAGGAAAACAUUAAUUAUAUUAGAAAAUUAGUUUAUAAAUAAAGUGCCAGCUGGCUUGGCCCAAGUAAUAAACUUACUUUCUGCGUCUGCGAGUAAAAAUAAAUACAAUCGUGCACAGAUAACGCGAGAGCUGAUAAACACUUUUUGAUGAUCUCAAACAGCUUUUAAGUAUUAAGCACAACAAAAAAAAACACAAACACAAUGGGAAAAACACUUUUUAUCAUAAUUAUCAUUCUCACAACUGCCAUCACAUAUUCCAGUACGUGGAAGCGCGAUCGAAGACCCCGAAUUUACGGAGAUCGCAUCCAAAAUCGACAUAUUUCGCCGCGGAUGCGACGCGUGCAGAACAGAAUUAUCAUGUUACAUGACUAUUUUCGGACCAAAGUGCGACCCAAAGCUGCCAAUAUGCUACGAAUGAAUUGGCAUCACGGGGCGGCACGUGCAGCGCAAAGGUGGGCCGAUCAAUGCCUCUUGUUGCAACACGAUACCCCCAAAGGGCGUUGGGUCGACAAUUUCGGGAGUUGUGGUCAGAACAUUUUCGUGUCAACGCAAAAAGUUUCGUGGUUAUUUGCGAUGCAAACGUGGUUCAUAGAACGCCACAACUUCACAUAUGGCUCCAAUCGGAAUCAUUUGCACGUCGUUGGACAUUAUACGCAGAUGGUGAAUGCCGCAACGCACAAAGUUGGAUGCGGAUUGACGAGAUGCAAGUCGGGCGGGCCACGAGGGAAGCCUUUUUACAAUUAUGUCUGCAAUUAUUGCCCGAUUGGCAAUCAUCCAGACAGACUCGGAACUCCAUAUAUGCGAGGAAAGCCAUGUAGCGCGUGCCCCCACGCUUGUUUGUCGAGAGAUAUAAGACUUUGCACUAAUGAAUGCAACGCUGCCGAUAAGCUAUCAAACUGUAAAGAGCUGUAUCAGAGGUUCCCCGGAUGGCUUUGUAACGAAGUAACGAAGGAAGGAUUGGAGCGACAUGACAAUUGUAAAGCCACUUGUACAUGUCGCGGACGAAUACACGACUUUAAUUGAGACCGUUUGUUAAUAAAUUUGGAAAAAUUCCAUCAUUUUCCUUUAUUUAAGUGUUUUUUCAUUUCCAAAUC